AUGAAAUUAUUUACGGGACUAUUUGUUAUUGCUUUAGUAGUCGUCCUCGCUGAAGGACAACGAGGCGGUCCAGGUGGACCAGGAGGCCUAGGAGGACCAAGAGGACAAGGUGGCCCAGGAGGCCCAGGUGGACCAGGAGGAGUUGCUCCUGGUGGUAUUCCCGGUGCUGCUCCUGGUGGCAGCCCUAGUGGUGCUCCUGGUGGUGGUCCAGCUCCUCCUCCACCUCCACCUCCACCUCCACCCCCACCAUCAAACUCAACAGUUGCUCCCUCAAGCUCAACCACUGUGGCGCCUUCCAGUAACUCAACAACUGUGGCGCCUUCCAGUAACUCAACAACAGUUGCAUGA
Messenger RNA from Anastrepha obliqua, 348 nucleotides. RefSeq names its product cuticle collagen 2-like. The coding region runs from base 1 to 348 and encodes 115 amino acids. Lineage: Eukaryota; Metazoa; Arthropoda; Insecta; Diptera; Tephritidae. The record is from RefSeq and is a predicted model, not a curated record. The transcript has 2 exons.